This is a messenger RNA of Volvox carteri f. nagariensis, 1782 nucleotides long. RefSeq lists its product as uncharacterized. Bases 1 to 1782 code for a protein of 593 amino acids. The record is from RefSeq and is a predicted model, not a curated record. The transcript is spliced from 8 exons. Lineage: Eukaryota; Viridiplantae; Chlorophyta; Chlorophyceae; Chlamydomonadales; Volvocaceae.
AUGCACCACAGGAAGGCAAGCCAGGACUUACCAAAUGGGGCAGUGGUAUUGGCAGCGGGUGCCCCGAAACCUGUUGCAGCAGGCGCGGCACCAAAAGCUGGAGCGGUUGUUGCCCCGAACCCGGUGGUCGUAGCUCCGAAAGGGUUAGCUGGAGCUGCCGCCGUGGCACCAAAGGCAGGCGCGCUGGCAGCACCAAAGCCCCCAAACGCAGGAGCAGACUGCGGGGCGCCGAAGGCAGGGGCCGACGGAGCACCGAAGGCAGGGGCUGGUGUCAAGGUGGCACCAAAUGAUGGAGCCGUGCCAAGGCCAGCGCCAAAGGCAGGUUGCUGCGCUGGCUGGCCGAAGCCCGUGGUGCCUGCGAACGCCGCCAUCUUCCAUGCCGAGGCGGAUAUGCAGAUGGUGACGCAGAUGGCACGGCCGCUCCCAAAGCAGACGGUCGACAAGGGAAAAAUUUGGAGCAUAUUCAUUGGCGGGGCCGUGGUCCUGUUUGGCAUUACCAUUGUCGCGGAGAACAACGAGACCCUUUUCCCCGCUAUCACCCGGGCGAACAGGGCCUUCCGGAUGGCCGCCAAACAAAUCGAUGAGGAAGAGGAGCGGCAAAAAAAAGAAGAGGAGCUGCUGAGGCUGCGGCAGGCAGAAUACGAUGAAGAGCAGCGGCAGCUGGCACUGGUGCAGGAGGGUAUGCGGGAGGCGCGGGCCAAGGUGAUCGGGUCCAGCUCUUCCGCCGCGCAGCCGCAGCUAGCUUCCACGGCUGUGACGCCAGUAGCAGCAGCGCCUGCGGCAGCACCAUCCAAUGGGGCUGCCGCUGUGGCGUCUUCCAUGUCGCCGGGAUCGCACGGCGGGCCGGCGGAUCAAGUCAGCACCAGCACCACUGCUGGUGCUGACCCCUAUGUUGUCGUUAAUAAUACGGUUCCAGAUAUGGGCGCGGUAGCGUGGCCUGCGGCGGCGGCUGCGACAACGCCCGCACUUGCUAGCACGAGCGCCUGUGCCGAAGGGAUGGACGUGGCGGCGCCGACGCUUGCCGUAAAUGGUGCUGGUGAUGCGCAAUCCCUGCCGGCCACUGGUGCUGCACUAUCCGCGGAGGAGGACGCUGAAGCAAUGGCGAGGUUGGCACGACUACAGGGGUUCGUGUCAGGCGCGGUUGCAGGCAACAAAAGUGCGAUGGAAGCGUAUAAAGCACAACGGCAUGUGAACCUGCGCGAGGGUUCAUGUAAGCUGGGCAUCUGCUAUGAGCGUAGGUGCAGGGUUUGUAGGAUUGUUCAGCGGUACGGAAGUGCGCACUGGUGUGGUUUGAGCUGGGGUGUGGACGAAGCAGGUCACUCAAUGGGGCCGGUCACACUCAGAUGCAGUGUCUGGGCUCUCAUGAUUUGGGCUCUCAUGGCUAGCAGGGGGGCGGUGCUGAUCAUUCUGGUGCAACUGGGCUUGAAUGGCGGCUUGGAGGACGCGCAGCACCUCUACUCGAGGGCCGGGCAUUUAAACGACAGUAUUACUGCACCUGCCGCGUUGCUGUGCUACGGAUCACUGUGUCAGAAGUUGCAGGUGUCAAGUGCCAAGGAGCGGAUUUUGCACUUCUUUCCCUUUCCGUUCGCCUGGGGAUGCUUGCCACAUCAAAGCCUCUUGUUGGGGUCGCUGGACGUCUGCUGCCGCACACUGAUGCCGAGUAAAGACUGUAUCUCUGGGCCAUCCACACGCCAAGCGGCCGCCGCAGCAGUGAUUACUGCGCUGCCUUCGUCCCACUCUGUGAGAGUACGCUCCGUCGGUUUUGAGCUGCUCGAGUUCUAA